UUGCUAGGAUCCGAAGGCAAAAAAAAAAAAAAUGCCACUAGUGGCACUAGUCUAGUCUAUACUACAAUCUAGAUCUAGAUUCUUUACACCCUCUAGUCUAUAAAUACUAUACAGAUAUCUACCCUAUAAUCUAAAUGAGGCUCAACAUGUUUAAACCAGAUUUGGUUUAUGAAAGAAUAAGGACAGUGCUCCUUCAUAUAAAGCCACUAAACAAUCAACACUUGUCAACAAGCCAGUUGUUCAGCACAAUAAAAGACUUAAGAAAUUCAUCAAUUAUUGUAGAGCCUAAGACAGCCAUAUUUGAUGAAAAAGUCAAAAUUGAUCUGUGUGGGCUUCCUCCUGGAGAAAGAGUUACUCUUCAUGGAGAGGUGAUCCAGGGUGAGAAACAGAUUAUCUAUGCAUCUUGUGGUCAUUACACAUCUGAUCCUGUUGGAUUCAUCAGUGUUAGUCAGCAUUCCAGUGAGGGUGGAACAUAUACAGGUAUUGAACCAAUGGGAGUAUUCUGGAGUAUGAAGCCUGCCCCUGGCCAGCCUCCAAACACUAGGAUGCCACUUAGUUCAACAAGCCUACCAUGUGUCUACAACCUGAAAGUUUAUCAAGGCCACCUCAGUCUCGAUUCCAUUUACAACAGCAAAUUGGCACUAAAUGUUCUAGCAACUUCUCAGCAUGAACGCUGGUUGAAAAAACCAGGAGUGACUAGAAUAGAGGUGGAUGAUCCAAAAGUUAGGGGAGCUUUCUACCUUCCACCAGGUGAUGGUCCAUUUCAAGGUGUUAUUGAUAUGUUUGGUUCCCGAGGUGGUCUGACUGAGUAUAAAGGAGCACUUCUUGCAUCCCAUGGCAUGGCUGUUCUUUGCUUACCUUACUUUAAGUACAAAGACCUGCCAACCAACAUGAUGGAAAUGGAUUUGGAUUACUUUGAGGAAGCUGUGAACUGGUUACUCAGGCAACCCAAAGUGUCCACUAAGGGAUUAGGUGUGGUGGCCAUAUCUAAAGGAGUUGAGAAUGCUAUGGCCAUGGGUGCUUACCUCCCUCAAGUGACUGCAGUUGUUUGUGUCAAUGGCUUCCCUUUUAUGACAAUAAGUGACCUUGUCAGCAAGGGUCAAGUUCUUCUGAAAGGAGCACAAGUCAGCCCAGAGUUAAUCAAAUUUACAGAUGAAGGACUUGAUAUCAUGGAAAUUUACCCUAAUCCAAGUGAAAUCAUUCCAAUAUGGAAAGGCAAAGCUAAAUACCUGUUCUUAAAGAGCCUGGAUGAUUUUCAAAUGAAACCGGACCUUCACUUAGAUCUCCUGGCUGUUUGUCCAGAAUCAAAGAAAAGAGACAUUGAAGUUGUUCAGUACCCAGGAGCUGGCCACUUGUUAGACCCUCCAUAUAUUCCUUUAUGUCGAACAGCUUUCAAUGCAACAGUAGGUGCUGAAAUGAAGUUUGGAGGCCAACCUAAAGAGCAUGCAUAUGCACAGGAAGAUGCAUGGAGAAAGACAAUAGAGUUUUUAAAAAAUAAUAUUCCUUCAUCCUAAAAUUAUUUGGUAUUACUCUUAGGUAACAACAUCAAGCCAUCAUGUUAAAGUGUAUUUUAUGCAAUUUUAAUGUAACAUUUGUCUCUUGAAAACCCAUUAUCAGUACUGUACAGAAAUAUUUAAGUUUAACUUUCUGCUGCUGAUCCAAAGAUGAUAGGUUUGAGUCCUGGUAAAGAAACCAGUAAUUUAUUUGUGAUUCAAGGUCUGCACAGCUUUAUUCAGCAUGAAUGGGUACCUGGCCUCAGCUGUAGAAGAUAAGACUGGUUAAUGCAGACCUUGUCACUUGUUGAAUUAGAAACAGGCGAAGCUCACAUCAUCUGCCUGAAUACUGCUGGCCUUCAAAGGAUAUUUCUUAUACAUGCAAUGCAAUUAAUUUAUUUAUUAUGAUGCCAUAAUAUUUUAAUUUUGUAUGAUUAAAUUUAUUGGAACAAUGGAA
This is a messenger RNA of Biomphalaria glabrata, 1950 nucleotides long. RefSeq names its product acyl-coenzyme A amino acid N-acyltransferase 1-like. NCBI's taxonomy places the organism in Eukaryota, Metazoa, Mollusca, Gastropoda, Planorbidae. The coding region runs from base 135 to 1514 and encodes 459 amino acids. The transcript has 10 exons. Gene Ontology annotation, molecular function: fatty acyl-CoA hydrolase activity. Gene Ontology annotation, biological process: acyl-CoA metabolic process; fatty acid metabolic process. The record is from RefSeq and is a predicted model, not a curated record.